Dermatophagoides pteronyssinus (European house dust mite) is the source of this 1768-nucleotide messenger RNA. It is a transcript of the gene Atg4a, whose product is annotated as Autophagy-related 4a. NCBI's taxonomy places the organism in Eukaryota, Metazoa, Arthropoda, Arachnida, Sarcoptiformes, Pyroglyphidae. Gene Ontology annotation, molecular function: protein-phosphatidylethanolamide deconjugating activity; cysteine-type endopeptidase activity. The record is from RefSeq and is a predicted model, not a curated record. Gene Ontology annotation, biological process: aggrephagy; mitophagy; protein delipidation. Gene Ontology annotation, cellular component: cytoplasm.
UGAAUCAAAACAAAUCAUCAAAACACACCUGAGAUGACGAUUUAAUUUUGUUGUUGUUGUUGUCUUCACUGUUGUAUAUUUUGGAAAUCAAUUAGCCUUCCACCAAGAAGAAAUUGCUGCCAUUAUUUGUGUGUUUCGAAUCAUGAACAACCAAUAACGACUAGUCAAAAUUUUUUUUUGUUUUUCGUUAAAGAUUUAUCUUUGUUUUUUUUCAUUUAUUCCUGGAUCAUCUGGUACAACAAAAUGGACCUGUAUUCAACAUUGAACUCUUUAGCGCCAAAAAUAUCGUAUUUGAAUCGAGAUUUUAAUCACCAUCAUGAUCACGAUCAAUCAAUUGAUGAAAAUCCAAAAGAUUUUCCACCUACAGAAGAUCCUGUUUAUAUAUUGGGCAAAAAAUAUAGUUCUUUAUAUGAAUUAAACGAAAUUCGUUCAGAUGUUCGAUCGAAUAUAUGGAUGACAUAUCGACGAAAUUUCCCGCCAAUUGGUGAUACAAAUUUUACAUCCGAUAGUGGUUGGGGUUGUAUGCUUCGUUGUGGUCAAAUGGUUUUGGCACGUGCAUUCAUUAAUCUUUAUUUGGGUCGUAAUUGGCAUUGGAAUUAUACGAAUCUUGAAUCGAUUAAACAAUUAUUACAGGAUGAUAAUGAAACGGAAUUGAAAAAAUAUCUUAUCUAUAAAAAUAUAUUGAAAAUGUUUACCGAUCAAAAAACAUCAUCAUAUUCGAUACAUCAGAUUGCAUUGAUGGGUGUUUGUGAAGGAAAAAAUGUUGGCCAAUGGUUUGGACCAAAUACAAUUGCACAGGUUUUGAGAAAAUUAUCAUUAUUUGAUAAAAUGAGCGAUGUAUUCAUCUAUGUUGCAAUGGAUAAUAUUGUCUUUCUUGAUGAUAUUAAAAAAUCUUGUAAAAUUAAUGAUGAUGAUGAUGAUGAUGAUGAAACAAAGUGCCAAGAGAUAACUUCAAAAUGGAAGCCAUUAAUACUUUUCAUUCCUCUUCGAUUAGGUUUAACCGAAAUCAAUCCGGUCUAUUUUCGUGCUUUAAAAACAACAUUUACAUUUCCACAAACAUUAGGCAUACUUGGUGGCCGUCCUAAUCAUGCCCUUUAUUUUAUUGGCUGUUGUGGUGAUGAUCUUAUUUAUCUUGAUCCACAUACAACACAGCCUAAUGUCAAUAUAGUUGCUCAAGAUCGUGAAUAUUUGGAACAAAUAUUGAAUGAAGAAAUACAAAAUGAUUUACUAUUGGAUAUAUCAUCAAACAAUGAUCAAUGUAUAACAUCAUUAUCUCAACAAUCUACUGAUGAUAUUUCCUAUCAUUGUGAACGACCAUAUCGUAUGUCAAUAUCAUUAUUAGAUCCAUCAUUAUCAUUAUGUUUUUUCUGUAAAAAUGAAGAAGAAUUUAAUCAUUGGACAAGAUUAACAAUGGAAAAAUUAUUUCAUGAACAAACACAACCAUUAUUUGAAAUAAUGCAAACACGUCCACGUGAAUGGCAGAAUAAUGAUGAUGAUGAUAAUGAUUUAGAAUUUAUUGCUUCAUCAUCAUCAUCAUCAAAAUUAAUUAAUCAAUCUUUUGUACACAAAAACAUACCAAAUGACCUUGCGCAACAAACAUCUGAUGUUGAUGAUAAUGUUGAUGAUGAUGAAGAAUUUGAAAUAAUUUAAAAAAUUUUAGCCACUUUUUUUUCAACAAUAAAUUUUUUUUAAAUAAAAAUUUUUUAAAAAAUUCAAAAAGGGUUAAAUUGAAUGACAUUUGUGUAAUGGUUGUUUGCAUGCAAAAACA